AUGCACACAGUUUUUCGCAUCCGAGAUAUCAAGCAACUGGAUGAAAAUAGUCGUCUCUGGCAAGUAGACUUAACGCUUACAAGUGAUCACGACCCAGAACUUCAUGUACUUACUGAACGUAUAAGAGAAGAGACUUUUCCAUACAAUGAAGGAUGGGAACGAUUAGGUUUAAUAUUAAUGAGAUUGGGUCAGUCGGGCAAGGCAGAAGAAGUCUACGAAAUGAUGCUUGAACAAGUAUCUAAGGACAGUGAAAAAGCUGGUGUUUAUCAUCAAAUUGGAUGGACCAAACAGGAUAAAGGAGAUUAUAAAGAGGCAAUUACAUUUUAUGAAAAAUCACUUGAAAUUCGACAAAAACUUCUUGGUCCAAAUCAUCCUGGUCUAACGAAAUCCUAUAACAACAUCGGUUUGGUGUAUCACAGUAUGGGAGUGUAUUCGCAAGCACUUUCAUAUCACGAAAAAGCACUUGAAAUACGACAAAAAUCUCUUCAUCCAGAUGAUCCUGAAUUGGCUUCUUCCUACAACAACAUCGGUAUGGUGUAUGAAAACAUGAGCGACUAUUCGAAAGCACUUUCGCAUUACCGAAAAGCACUUGAAAUUCGACAAAAAUCUCUUCCUUCAAAUCAUCCUGAAUUGGCUUCUUCCUACAACAACAUCGGUAAUACGUACGGUGGAAUGGGCGAAAAUUCGAAAGAACUUUUAUAUCACGAAAAAGCACUUGAAAUUCGACAAAAAAUUCUUCCUCCAGAUCAUCCUGAUUUGGCUUUUUCCUACAAUAACAUCGGUUCGGCGUAUGCCGAAAUGGGAGAGUAUACGAAAGCACUUUCAUCUUUCGCACUAGCCAUUGAAAUUCGACAAAAAUCUCUUCCUCCAAAUCAUCCUGAUUUAGCUCUUUCUUACAACAGCAUCGGUACGGUGUAUGAGAUCAUGGGUAAUUAUCCGGAAGCACUUUCGUUUUAUGAACGUGCUGCUGAUAUUGGACAGCGUUCAUUACCAUCAAAUCACCCUCAUCUUCAACUAUAUAUAAAGAACCUCGAAAAUAUGAGAAAAGCAAUGAUAAAGAUUUUUUAUUCUAGUGGCAUAGCCGGAGGGGGAGUCUGGGGAGACUCAGGCCCUUCAUUAAUCAAUUGA
This is a messenger RNA of Rotaria sordida, 1128 nucleotides long. NCBI's taxonomy places the organism in Eukaryota, Metazoa, Rotifera, Eurotatoria, Philodinida, Philodinidae. The record is from the annotation of a GenBank genome assembly.